Molecule: messenger RNA, 5676 nt
Organism: Solanum verrucosum
Lineage: Eukaryota; Viridiplantae; Streptophyta; Magnoliopsida; Solanales; Solanaceae
Exons: 9
Coding region: 91-5676 (1861 amino acids)
Molecular function (GO): ADP binding
Source: RefSeq, a predicted model, not a curated record
GCUCAAAGCCUUGCAAUUAUUAGCUUUCAUUUUACUCUCUUGUAUUCAUUCACUCUCAACCUAUUUUUCUUACUCAUCAAUUAAUCAGAUAUGGAAUUCUUAUCUAUCUUUGUGGACAAGGUAACAGAUUGCUUGAUCCAGCCAGUUGCGCGAGGGAUUGGGUAUUUAUUUUACUACAAGAGCAACAUCAGAUCUAUGGAAGAUGAAUCUAAGAAGAUGGAGGAUAUCAGAAUUGGGGUGCAUCAACGAGCGGAGGCUGACCAGAGAAACUUACAAGUCAUUUCACUCAAUGUUGAGGCUUGGUUUACAAGUGUUAAUUCUACUACUGCAGAUGUGGCAGCUGUAAUGCGACGAUGUAGAAUUGAGGUUGAAAGAUAUGGUUGGUGUCCAAACUUGAAGUCACGUUACUCGCUGAGCAGGAGAGCUAAGAAAAUUGAACUGGAGUUGAUUAAACUUCGAAAUGAAGGCAAUGCUUUUGCUGUUUUCUCCUAUCCUGCUGUCGAAAUUGCAGUUAUACCUAGUAACAGUGGUGAGGAGUUUGACUCCAGAAAAUUGCAAGAGGAAGAGGUCAUGGCAGCUUUGAGAGAUGACGGGGUUACUAUGAUUGGGAUAUGUGGUAUGGGUGGUGUUGGUAAGACAACACUGGCUGAGAAAAUCAGACAAAAGGCGAAACAAGGAAGUUUGUUCAAUGAUGUUGUCAUGGUAAUUGUCAGUCAACAACCAGACCCUAAAAGAAUUCAGGGUGAGAUCGCAAGAGGAGUUGGGCUAACAUUAGACGGGGAUGAUAUGUCUAGUCGUGGAGAUCGGCUGCAUAGAAGGUUAAUGGAUCAGAAUAGCUGCAUCCUUAUAAUCUUGGAUGAUGUUUGGAAGGCUCUUGAUCUAAAGAGACUUGGAAUUCCAUGUGGAAGCAACCACAACCAUCGGUGCAAAGUGACAUUCACAACGCGUUUCCGAUCUGUUUGUGAAGCAAUGGAAGCUCAGAAGAUCAUGGAAGUUGGAACGUUAUCCGAAGAGGAAGCAUGGAUCCUUUUCAGGCAGAAAGUCGGUGAUUUUGUCGACGAUCCUUCUCUUCAUGACAUAGCAAAAGAGGUUGCCAAAGAAUGCAAGGGGCUGCCUCUUGCAAUUAUUACAGUUGCAGGAGCACUAAAAAAGCAUAAAAACAAGCGUUCGUGGGACUGUGCCCUUGAAGAAUUACGCAGUGCAGUAACAAUAAGUAUCCGUGAAGUGCCCACAGAGUUGUACAAUCCUCUGAGGCUAAGCUAUGAUUACUUGCAAAGUAAUGAAGCCAAGCACCUCUUUUUGCUUUGUUCCUUGUUCGAGGAAGAUAGUGAUAUCUGUCCUGAAGAAUUACUUAGAUAUGGAAUGGGUCUUCACAUCUUUUCAGCAGUAAAAAACUUAGAAGAUGCAAGAAAUAAGGUGUGUUAUAUGUUAGAAACAUUCAAAGAUUGUUUCUUGUUAUCCCAAGGAUCAGACAAAAAUUAUGUCAAAAUGCAUGAUGUGGUACGUAACGUGGCUAUAUAUAUAGCGUCUGAGGGCAAGCAUAUAUUUAUGGUAAGUCAUGAUGUGAACUCAGAAGAGUUUCCAAGAAAAGACUCUUACGAGCAAUACACUCACAUGUCAAUUGUUGCAAAUAACUUUGAUGAGCUUCCUAGCCCAAUCAUUUUCCCCAAACUGAAGCUUCUAAUGUUGAAACUCUGUUUUGAAGAGUCAUUCAAGUUACAGGAUGAUUUUUUUGAUGGAAAGAGUGAACUCAAUGUCUUAAGCCUGAGGGGAACCAGAUAUACGAAUCCCAUUGUGCCUUUUCCAGAAUCCAUUAAGAAGUUGUCAAAUCUGAGGACGCUGUGUCUGAGUGAACUAAGGUUGGAUGACAUAUCCAUUAUUGGGGAACUUGUCAAAUUAGAAAUUCUCAGCAUUAUAGAUUCUGAGUUAGAGGAGCUGCCAGUGGAGAUAGGAAAAUUGACCAAUCUAAUUAUGUUAGAGUGGCGGAAUGUGGAUAUAGAACUUAAAAGGAUUGCAGCAGGGGUCUUAUCAAGACUAGUUCGAUUGGAGGAACUACAUAUGAUGGAGGUAGAAGAUUGUAGUUACUCGACUUUGAGUGAUCUGGAAUCCUUAUCGAGAUUGACUACACUGACAUUAAGUUAUUGUUCCAGGGAUGUGAUCUACAGUAACUUGGUCCUUCCCUCCAAGUUGACACGGUACGCUCUUAAAGUGGGUGAAGCAACUUUAAGAAGGGAUGAUUACGACAAGAAUAUUGCUUUAGAGGUCACGGAGACCACCCCAUUGGGUGAUUGGAUCCGCCACCUGUUGAAGGAGAGCGAAUUCGUAUAUUCAACCGGAAAGGGCUCUAAUAAUGUGUUGACUGAGUUGCAGCUGAAUAAAUUUCAGAAUGUAAAAUGUCUCAGCCUCUUUGAUUAUGAUUUAGUGACGUUUUUAUGGAACAUCUCUGGGAGGACACAUGAAGUAAUUAAGUUCCCCAAUUUAUAUGAGUUGAAGCUUGAAUUUCUGCAAUGCCUCACUCACUUUUGCAGUGACAAUGUUGAGGGAAUUGAGUUCCCUCGGUUGCGGAAAAUGGAGUUCUACAGAUUACCUGAGUUCCAAAAUUUCUGGCCUACAGCCAACAACUCCAUCACUCACUCAAAUCCUCUUUUUCAUGAAAAGGUUUCUUGUCCCAACUUGGAAAGGCUAUGUAUCCACAGUGCUUCCAGCAUAACUGCUCUAUGCUCUAAGCAACUUCCAACUCCCUACUUUAGCAAACUUGUAAAAUUGGAAGUACAUAAUUGCAGAAAAUUGAGAAACUUGAUGUCUCCAUCAGUGGCUAAAGGUCUUCUGAAUCUCCGGGAACUAGAAAUUGUAAACUGCCAAUCAAUGGAAGAAGUGAUCACAAAAGGAGAAGGAAUCAUGACCUUAUUUCCCCUGUUGGAAGAGCUCAAGCUUCAGACACUGCCUAAGCUGGGGCAUUUCUUUCUGACGGAGCAUGCUCUUCAGAAUCCAUUUCUUAGAGAAGUAAAGAUAUAUGACUGCCCUGAAAUGAAGACAUUUAUCCAACAAGGAAUAUCUGUCAGUCUUGAAAGUGAUGAUGAGGUGAAAGUAAUGUUCAAUUCUAAGGUAUUUUGUCCAAACUUGGAAGAGCUAUAUAUCUCGGGGGCUAACAGCAUAAAUGCCCUAUUCUCUUACCAACUUCCAACUGCCUACUUCAGCAAACUUGAAAUAUUACAAGUCUAUCAUUGCGAAAAAUUGAGAUACUUGAUGUCUCAAUCAGUGGCCAACGGUCUUCUGAAUCUCCGGGAGCUAAUGAUAAAAGACUGCCAAUCAAUUGAAAAAGUGAUCACAGAAGAGGAACAACAAGGAGAAGGAAUCAUGACAUUAUUUCCCCUGUUGGAAAAGCUGCACCUUCAAACACUGCCUAAGUUGGGGCAUUUCUUUCUCACAGAGCAUGCUCUUAAAUUUCCAUUUCUUAAACAAGUGACGAUAUAUGGCAGCCCUGAAAUGAAGACGUUUGUCCAACAGAAAUCUGUGAGUACACCAAGUUUUGAAAGUGUGAACAAUGAUGAUGAGGUGAAAGUAGAUGAUCUCAAUAAAGCCAUGUUUAAUUCUAAGGUUUCUUGUCCCAAUUUGGAAAAGUUAUAUAUACGGAAUUGCGGAAAAUUGAGAAAGUUGAUGUCUCCAUCAGUGGCUAGAGGUCUUCUGAAUCUCCGGAGACUAGAGAUUGAAGACUGCCAUUCAAUGGAAGAAGUGAUCACAGAAGAGGAACAACAAGGAGAAGGAAUCAUGACAUUAUUUCCCCUGUUUGAAAACCUGCACCUUCAAACACUGCCUAAGUUGGGGCAUUUCUUUCUCACAGAGCAUGCUCUUAAAUUUCCAUUUCUUAAACAAGUGCAGAUAUAUAGCUGCCCUGAAAUGAAGACGUUUGUCCAACAGAAAUCUGUGAGUACACCAAGUUUCGAAAGUGUGAACAGUGCUGAUGAGGUGAAAGUAGAUGAUCUCAAUAAAGCCAUGUUUAAUUCUAAGGUUUCUUGUCCCAACUUGGAAAAGCUAUAUAUAUGGAAUUGCGGAAAAUUGAGAAACUUGAUGUCUCCAUCAGUGGCUAGAGGUCUUCUGAAUCUUCGGAAACUAGAGAUUGAAGACUGCCAUUCAAUGGAAGAAGUGAUCACAGAAGAGCAACAACAAGGAGAAGGAGUCAUGACAUUAUUUCCCCUGUUGGAAGAGCUGAACCUUACAAAAUUGUCUAAGCUAGGGCAUUUCUUUGUGACGGAGCAUGCUCUUAAAUUUCCAUUUCUUAGAGAAGUGGAGAUAUAUGACUGCCCUGAAAUGAAGACGUUUAUCCAACAAAAAUAUGUGAGUACACCAAGUUUCGAAAGUGUGAACAGUGAUGAUGAGAUGAAAGUAGAUGAUCUCAAUAAAGCCAUGUUUAAUUCUAAGGUUUCUUGUCCCAAUUUGGAAAAGCUAUAUAUACGGAAAUGCGGAAAAUUGAGAAACUUGAUGUCUCCAUCAGUGGCUAGAGGUCUUCUGAAUCUCCGGAGACUAGAGAUUGAAGACUGCCAUUCGAUGGAAGAAGUGAUCACAGAAGCGGAACAACAAGGAGAAGGAAUCAUGACCUUAUUUCCCCUGUUGGAAGAGCUGCACCUUCUAACACUGCCUAAGUUGGGGCAUUUCUUUCUGACGGAGCAUGCUCUUAAAUUUCCAUUUCUUAAACAAGUGGUGAUAUCUGGCUGCCCUGAAAUGAAGACGUUUGUCCAACAGAAAUCUGUGAGUACACCAAGUUUCGAAAGUGUGAACAGUGAUGAUGAGGUGAAAGUAGAUGAUCUCAAUAAAGCCAUGUUUAAAUAUAAGGUUUCUUGUCCCAACUUGGAAAAGCUAUAUAUACGGAAUUGCGGAAAAUUGAGAAACUUGAUGUCUCCAUCAGUGGCUAGAGGUCUUCUGAAUCUCCGGAGACUAGAGAUUGAAGACUGCCAUUCAAUGGAAGAAGUGAUCACAGAAGAGGAACAACAAGGAGAAGGAAUCAUGACCUUAUUUCCCCUGUUGGAAGAACUACACCUUCUAACACUUCCUAAGUUGGGGCAUUUCUUUCUGACGGAGCAUGCUCUUAAAUUUCCAUUUCUUCAACAAGUGGUGAUAUCUGGCUGCCCUGAAAUGACGACGUUUGUCCAACAGAAAUCUGUGAGUACACCAAGUUUCGAAAGUGUGAACAAUGAUGAUGAGGUGAAAGUAGAUGAUCUCAAUAAAGCCAUGUUUAAUUAUAAGGUUUCUUGUCCCAACUUGGAAAAGCUAUAUAUACUGAAUUGCGGAAAAUUGAGAAACUUGAUGUCUCAAUCAGUGGCCAACGGUCUUCUGAAUCUCCGGGAUCUAACGAUAGAAGACUGCCAAUCAAUUGAAAAAGUGAUCACAGAAGAGGAACAACAAGGAGAAGGAAUCAUGACCUUAUUUCCCCUCUUGGAAGAAUUGAAGCUUCGAAGACUGUUUAGUCUGGGGCAUUUCUUUCUUACGGAGCACGCUCUUCAAAUUCCAUUUCUUAGAGAAGUGAUGAUAUAUGACUGCCCUGAAAUGAAGACGUUUGUCCAACAGGGAAUAUCUGUGAGUACACCGAGUCUUCGAAAUGUGAAUCAUGAAUAUGUGGAGAAAGUAGAUCUCAAUAAAUGGACUCAACAGAUGUUCACUUCUCAGGUUUGUGUUGUAUAA